AUGGGCAGCCAGGAGGUUCUGGGCCAGGCAGCCCGGCUGGCCUCCUCCGGUCUCCUUAUGCAGGUGCUGUUUCGAUUGAUCACGUUUGUCUUGAAUGCAUUUAUUCUUCGCUUCCUGUCCAAGGAGAUUGUUGGCAUAGUGAAUGUAAGGCUAACCCUGCUUUACUCCACCACCAUCUUCCUGGCCAGAGAGGCCUUUCGCAGAGCGUGUCUGAGUGGGGGCACCCAGCGAGACUGGAGCCAGACCCUCAACCUCCUGUGGCUCACAGUCCCUCUGGGUGUGUUUUGGUCCUUUCUCCUGGGCUGGGUCUGGUUACAGUUGCUUGAAGUGCCUGAUCCGGAUGUCAUCCCCCACUACGGAGCUGGAGUGGUGCUGUUUGGUCUCUCAGCCGUGGUGGAACUUCUGGGCGAGCCCUUGUGGGUCUUGGCACAGUCGCAUAUGUUUAUUAAGCUCAAGGUGAUUGCCGAGAGCCUGUCCGUAAUCCUCAAGAGUGUCCUGACAGCCUUUCUCGUGCUCUAUUGGCCUCACUGCGGACUGUACAUUUUCUCUGUGGCCCAGCUUUUCUAUACCACAGUUCUGGUGCUCUGCUAUGUCAUUUACUUCACAAAAUUACUGGGUUCCCCAGAAUACAGCAAGCGGCAAACUCUGCCUAUCUCCAGAAUGACGGAUCUAUUACCCACUAUUACAGGAAGUGCGGCGUUCGUAAAUAGGAAAGAGGCCAAAUUGACUUGGAGUUUUUUCAAACAAUCUUUCUUGAAGCAGAUUUUGACCGAAGGAGAGCGAUAUGUGAUGACGUUUUUGAAUGUGUUAAAUUUCGGGGAUCAGGGUGUAUAUGAUAUAGUGAAUAAUCUUGGUUCCCUUGUGGCCAGACUGAUAUUCCAGCCAAUAGAGGAGAGUUUCUACAUAUUCUUUGCUAAGGUGCUGGAGAGGGAGAAGGGCGCCACACAUCAGAAGCAGGAGGACGUUGCUGUGGCCGCCAUGGUUUUGGAGUCCCUGCUCAAGCUGGCCCUGCUGGCCGGCCUGACCAUCACCGUGUUUGGCUUUGCCUAUUCCCAGCUGGCUUUGGAUAUCUACGGAGGCGCCAUGCUUAGCUCAGGAUCAGGUCCUCUUUUGCUGCGUUCCUACUGUCUCUACGUCCUUCUGCUUGCCAUCAACGGAGUGACCGAGUGUUUCACGUUUGCUGCCAUGAGCAAAGAAGAGGUCGACAGGUAUAAUUUCACAAUGCUGGCCCUAUCCUCGUCUUUCCUGGUGGUCUCCUAUCUCCUGACCCGCUGGUUUGGCAGUGUGGGCUUCAUCCUGGCCAACUGCUUUAACAUGGGCAUUCGGAUCACACAGAGCCUCUGCUUCAUCCACCGCUACUACCAAGAAAGCCCCCACAGGCCCCUGGCUGGCCUGUACCCAUCGCCCCUCCUCCUCGGUGCCUUUGCCCUCAGUGGUGGGAUCACUGGUGUUUCAGAGGUGUUCUUCUGCUGUGAACAUGGCUGGCCCGCCAGGCUGGCACAUGUCACUGUGGGCGCCGUCUGUCUGGGAGUGACGCUUGGGAUAGCCUUCUUCACGGAGACCAAACUGAUCCACUUUCUCAGGACUCAGUUCGGUGUAUCCAGGCCCACCAACAAAGCAGUGUGA
Messenger RNA from Elephantulus edwardii (Cape elephant shrew), 1626 nucleotides. It is a transcript of the gene RFT1, whose product is annotated as RFT1 homolog (S. cerevisiae). The record is from RefSeq and is a predicted model, not a curated record. The transcript has 13 exons. Gene Ontology annotation, cellular component: endoplasmic reticulum membrane. Bases 1 to 1626 code for a protein of 541 amino acids. Lineage: Eukaryota; Metazoa; Chordata; Mammalia; Macroscelidea; Macroscelididae. Gene Ontology annotation, biological process: glycolipid translocation; dolichol-linked oligosaccharide biosynthetic process.